AUGAAAAAUAAUAGUAAAGCUAGAGGUAGAAUACCCGGAGUUACUUUGGCCUUUGGCAAAUUUUCUUUACAUAAGCCAAAUAAAAAGACUUCUACUCCACCUUCGCCUAAACUCAUUCCUACUUCUCCGUCGUCACCUCCAGCCACCCUGCCCAAUACUCCGCCACUCACGUCACUCUUACCCUCUUUUGAGAUCACGAUCGAGACUUCACCUUUCUCGACAGACUCUGAUUCUCAACUAUCCUCUGAUGGCUUAUUCCCUCAUGUGUCCCGCAAAUCAAAACGACUAUCAGCAAUUUCUGCCACAAAUGUAACUAAAGCGUAUACCAUCAAUACUGGCCGUAAGAAUAGUCUUCCUCCAGUUAUGGACAUUUUUAUGAAUAACAAGCCUGGGCUAUCGUAUGUUACUUUUGCCGAAUUCAGGAAGAACGAUGAAUACCCUCGAUAUCAGAUAACUAUAUUAACUACCUUACAGAAACAGGAGAACAAAUUGAGACAAAUUGGUAUCGUAAAAGAUCUCGGAAAAUCAAAUCUAAAAGGGAAGAAAGAACGUAAAUUAACAAAAGAGAUGGAUCAUAUGGUAUCCAAAAACUUGGCUAUAGUACGAAGGAGUCCACCCAGUACAUCGGCCUUUAAAUUUUUAGCCAUGAAGAAAGCAAAGCCGAGAACUGCAUCAGUCCUUUUGAAGAAUCUGGAACUUGCUAUCCGAGAUCACAAGGUAUCAGAAGCGAUUCGCAUUCUGUCUUACAUAUCCGGAAGUACCAUGAAAAAGAAACGGCCAUCCGAGGCAAAUAACGUCUUUUUAAUGGCGAUGGCACAUCGUCUCGAGGAUGUUGCAAUGACCAUGUAUGAACGAGGCAUUCCAACUAAUAUAAAUAGAGAGAUAUUUGUGAAACCGGCAACUGCAAAUAAUGUGUUUGAAUUCAAAUUUCCGAGUUACUUUAUUCUGGCGGUUGCCCUUGGCCUGCAUAACCUGGCAAAGACCAUGAUCCGAAAAGCCAAUAUGAAUCAGACAUGGUAUGGGCUAUCACCACUAAUUAUAGCAUUGGCUCAAACGUCUGUGGAAGAGACAACAGACAGGCACACGUCCGCUGGCUCAAAAGUGUCAUCUAGCCAGUUUCUGCUUGUGAAGACGCUGCUCGAUAACGGAGCAGAUCCAACUCAAGGACUUCCAUUAGAGCAAUUUCUGACACUUAGAUUAUUGAACUCACGUAAGAGAAGGAAAUCACGGAGUCUGUGUACGGAAGACGUUAUAGAUGGCAUUAAGAGCAAAUUGUUUGCUAAACGAACGGCAGUAAAUGGUGAGACAGAUCAUGUGAGAUGGGUCUAUCCCAUUGAUGUCGCUGCAGCAACUGGUAAUAUUCAUAUAUGCCGACUGUUAUUGUCCAGAAUGGAUGCGGCUGCAAUUGCCAGCAGCACAAUGUGUUUGUUUGUUCAGAAUGAUGUUAUGCUGACACUGGAAUUAGUUCGAGAUGGGGCUAAUGUAAACCAAAAAGACUUACGAGGUAACAGUCCUCUACAUUAUGCGGCAUGCAAAGGAUACUUGGAAAUGGUUAUAGUCUUACUUCAAUUUGGAUCCGAUGUCAAUGCAAAGAACAUAAAUGGCCGGACGCCACUACAUGAAGCCAUUCGCAAUCAUCAUCAAAGGAUUUGUAACACGCUAAUCGAUGCAGGUGCAAAUACUGAGAUUUAUGACAAUUUAGGACAGACAGUGAGGGACCUUGGAUCUGCUGCUGGAUUAACUAAUAAAGAAAUUGCUGCAUUCCUUGAAGGGAAUAAAAAAGAAAAUCAACAAAUAAAGUCGUUACAGCAGAAUAGCUUUAAAAAAAAGUUGUCCAUUCGUCACAAAAGCAAGAAGAGACCUUCAUUGAUUCCAACAAUGAUGAACGGCGGUGCUGACCGCAUCAAGACAAAAACUGGAAAGUGUUAG
Messenger RNA from Paraglomus occultum, 1929 nucleotides. NCBI's taxonomy places the organism in Eukaryota, Fungi, Glomeromycota, Glomeromycetes, Paraglomerales, Paraglomeraceae. The record is from the annotation of a GenBank genome assembly.